AAACAUCAACCCUGGAGCUUUCUGUGUGAACGGGGUAUCUACACCCACAAACUGUUCUGCUCUGGCAGAUAUGUUCAUCUCUGCAUUCGCCUUCCAACCUGCGUGUAAUGUAAGUUACAGUCGCUAUGAUGACUUCUUCAAAGCAGCCAAUAUUGACGUUCCUCCCGGUCAGAGCAUGUUCUGGUCUGGUGUGUACGGUGUCGUACAUGUGUACAGCAACCGUGGACAGAGAGCAACAGUGCUUGAAGAUACACUCAUAGGUUAUAUGGUGGACGGGUUACAGUUCUGUGCCCAGACCAAUCAGCCUGGUAUAACGUAUGAUGAAGACUGUCCUGGAUUCGAACAGACUGACAACUGUACUUACAACGCAGAGUAUUCCUUCUGGGCCAUGGCGUCGAAAAAUUAUGCAUCCCAUGCAAGGGGAGAAGCCUAUGUUAUGUUGAAUGCGAGUAGAGACCAACCUUUCCAGGAUUCAUCUUUCUUUGCAACGUGGGAAGUACCAAAUAUGAACGCCAGAAUACUGUCAAAAGUCAAUAUUCUUUUGGUUCAUGUGCCUGGACAAAAGAUAAGAUCAACAUGUAACAGCGUCAACAUCUCUGGGCUGAUAAAGCGACUGAGGGAUAAAAAUAUUGCCUCUUCUUGCCAGGACAGCCCAAGAGGACCCCAAACCAUGCUCUGUGUGGACCACCCAGCAGAAAAGGAGUGUGAUACAGGAAAACCUGCAGGCAGUGUGUCUCACCCUGAUAUCAUUGGUUGAACGCUGUUCUUUGGUCCAUCUCUCUCUGUAACUGAUUAAACGAUUGAUUCUUGCACAA
Haliotis rubra (blacklip abalone) is the source of this 815-nucleotide messenger RNA. RefSeq names its product ADP-ribosyl cyclase/cyclic ADP-ribose hydrolase-like. Bases 71 to 757 code for a protein of 228 amino acids. The transcript has 8 exons. Gene Ontology annotation, cellular component: plasma membrane. Gene Ontology annotation, molecular function: NAD+ nucleosidase activity; phosphorus-oxygen lyase activity. Gene Ontology annotation, biological process: positive regulation of B cell proliferation. Lineage: Eukaryota; Metazoa; Mollusca; Gastropoda; Lepetellida; Haliotidae. The record is from RefSeq and is a predicted model, not a curated record.